AUGUUCGCUCACAGACCUACACAAUCCGAGAGUUUCUCUUCAAGAUAUGGCGCAGGCAAAUCACAGAAGGUCAAAAAGUCUUUCAAAGAGGCAUCAAUCUCGACUGGUCUACGACGGGGAGACUCGGUGAGGUCGCCAUCGUCGAAACAACCUACAAGUCCAUCGGCUGGAAGCACGCUGACCUCUCCGAUAAUCACGCUUUGCGUUGGCCCGGAGCAGCGCCUCUUUGCGGGUCAUGAAGAUAUACUCUGCCGUUCGCCGUUCUUCGGCACUGCAUGCCGAGGGCAGUUCUACGAUGGAUCGUCACGUCGUAUCAAUCUUCCAGACGAACAGCCUGAAAUUCUCUCGGCUGUUCUCGAGUAUCUUUACAAAGGUGACUAUUCACCAAAGCUUAUCCACAACAAACGAAAGGAUACCUGGGAGCUUGAGGAUGGCAACAGAUACGAGCCCACCAUCUACCACCAUGCUAUCAAGCAAGCCUUACUCAAAGAUACUGCCAUUUAUUGUGCCGCAGAACGCUACGGUCUUGACGACCUGAAACGCCUCGCCCUGCGCAAGCAAGGCUUACAAUCCAACGUGGCAGUUGCAACCAUUCUGACUUCUGCUCGAUGGGCAUACGCGCACACUCCUGACAGCGACUCGAAGCUUAGGGCGCACUUCCUAACUCUCAUCAUCCGCAGCCGCAACACCUUCAAGCGAAGUGGUACUAUGGCACAGGAGAUGGAGCAGGGCGGCAAGCUAUUCUUUGAUCUCUUCGUGGCGAUGUGUAACCAUAUGGACGAUCUACAAACUGUCCGCUCUCCUUUCUCUCGCUAG
Messenger RNA from Cyphellophora europaea CBS 101466, 816 nucleotides. RefSeq lists its product as uncharacterized. The transcript has 4 exons. NCBI's taxonomy places the organism in Eukaryota, Fungi, Ascomycota, Eurotiomycetes, Chaetothyriales, Cyphellophoraceae. The record is from RefSeq and is a predicted model, not a curated record. The coding region runs from base 1 to 816 and encodes 271 amino acids. Gene Ontology annotation, molecular function: protein binding.